Messenger RNA from Seminavis robusta, 2203 nucleotides. NCBI's taxonomy places the organism in Eukaryota, Bacillariophyta, Bacillariophyceae, Naviculales, Naviculaceae. The record is from the annotation of a GenBank genome assembly.
UGAAAAAAUCCCAAAAUCCCCGGUCGAAGAUCCGACGUCUUCAGAACCAACAACCACAAAAGCUACCACAACACAACAGGACAGCUCUACCGGUAUUGGACUAUCCUACGACAAGAGAAGAAAGAAAGAUAGACAGAUGGGGAGCUCCUCCAAGAAGAAGAAGAACCGCAAACGAACACGCUCACUAUCCUCGGAAGGUAGUAGUCGUGUCGAAGAGGAUAGCUUCAAACAAGUAGUGAAAGAAGUGAAAGUAGAUCCUUGGGCGUUGGCGGGGUGUCGAGGAGCAUCCCUGCGAGACGACAAAAAGGCAGUGCUGGCCGCCAUCAGCAAAGACUCGUUUGUCUUCCAGUAUGCGUCCGAAAGACUGCGGGAUGACAAGGGAGUUGUACUAGAGGCAGUGAAGCAAGAUGGAAUGCUACUCCUGUUUGCAUCCGACAGGUUGAAGGACGAUCCGGAUGUUGUUCUGGCAGCUUGCAAAACUUGCUACACUGCUUGCAACGCUGGCAAGCCCUGGAACCUGGCCGUAUUACAGCUUGCUUCUGACAGACUGCGCAAUCAAAAGCAGUGCAUGUUGGAAAUCCUUAAGUUCCAACGAGGGUGGGAAUCCUUGAAAUAUGCGUCCAAGGGGAUCCAGGAAGAUCGAGAAGUGGCCCUGCAAGCCGUAGCCCAAGAUGGAAGGGCUCUCGCACUGUUAGCACCCAAAUUUCAACACGACAAGGAAAUUGUUCUAAAGGCAGUAGAGAGUCAUGGAUCUAUGCUUCAUCGUGCCAACCAAAAAUUCUGGAAGGACAAGAAGAUUGUCCUACAAGCGCUCAGCCACAAAGAUUGUGGCUGGAUGUUACAACAUGCUUCGGAAGCGCUUCGCAGUGACAAGACUGUUGUCAAGGCUGCCAUUGGAAAUGGGGACAUUUAUGCGCUACAAUAUGCAUCCGAAGAUGCACAGUCCGAUCCAGAAAUUCUUAAACUGGCCAAAGAAAGUGCAAAGCAGGCUUUUUUGGUGCAUCAUGCCGAACCCAAACGAUUCCGGGAAUUGCCACCGCCGUUGCAAGAUGACAAGGAAAUUGCACAGGCAGCUAUUCAAAGUCCCUAUUUCUCUUCGACCAUGAUGUCGCACAUGUCCGAGAGACUCCAGGAGGAUGUGUCACUUUUCCAAGAGGCACUGGAGCGGCAACGCGUACUGUUGAAGGGUGCCACACCACCCGCUGGAGAGCACGUGCUGGAUUUUGCUCCACUCUCCAUUCGGUCCGAAUUGGAAAUUGAAGAAAUCCGGCAAAAUCCUCUGCGGUUCCAUCACUUGCCCGAAGAGCUUUGUCAUAAUCGAGAAUUUGCUCUGGCGGCGGUGACGGCCAAUCCCAAGGUUCUCAAAUUCCUUCCUUCUUUCUUUCGAAACGAUCGAGAUGUUGUUCGAAUGGCCAUUUCACAGGAUGCCAGUUCCCUGGAAUAUGCCGCGGCAGACUUGAAAUCAAAAGAUAUGGUGUUGCAAGUUGUGAACAAGAGUGGAAUGGCACUCAAACAUGCGGGUGACUUGUGGAGGCGAGACCGAGAGAUUGCCGAGGCAGCCGUGCGGCAUACGGGUGCGGCCAUUCAGUUUGUGGCAAAAGAGUUGGUCGAUGCACAUCCCGAAAUUGCAAGGACAGCCGCCACACGUAAUCUGGGUGCUAUCCAAUUCAUUCCAGAACCUCUCAAAUCCAAGCUGAGAAAUGAUCCGGAAAUCGUGGCCAAAGCAGGCCGCGGCCUCCCGCCGUCGGCUUUUUGGUGCCAUGUGGGAGAAACGCUCCGAAAACGUGUUGCAUCCGCAGUCUCGGCUCUCCGACAGCAUUGUGGAGUCUCUGGUACUGAUGAAAUCAAGUCGACAAUACACGACGAGAAGAGCAUAUUGAAGGUUGCAGAAGAGCUACGUGAGAGAAAGGAAGACCAAUUGAAUGAAAGCAUCACCAACCUAGUGGUUUGUGCUCCUUUGCUUACGAUGUUUGCUGGAAGCAGCAGUUGUUGGGAUGAGGAUGUGGGGAUGACAUGGAAUGAACUACCUGUAUGAAUGGUAGUUGCGGACAGCAUGUUGGCUGGAUAGGCUAAUUUAUCAGAGAUGGAAUGGUGAUGCCUCCCAACAUGCUAUUGUACGCCUAUACGAGGGAGUGAUCUACGAGAAUUCCAGGGACUAAUUAAACAGCAAUGGUUUUGAUGUGUACACAUCUCUACAUUCGAA